CGCCCCAUGGCCCAGGCGUCUCGCUCCGGUGGCCUUCUGCCUCCGCUCGCUACGGUGCCGCCGUUGAGGGCGCAACCCGGAGGCGCUGUGGAGGAGCGGGGGCAGAGAAGGCAGGCGGGGCCUCUUCGCGGGGACUCUCGUGGCUGGCAGGGGCUGCCGGUUGCCGGGAGCAUUCCCGGCCAGGACCCGCGGCCCGGCGGAGCUCCAGGAGGGCAGCCGUGGUGGGCGGCGCCGGCGGACGCGGGAGAGCACCACGAGGCGGGCGCCGCGGGCUGGUGGCGGGAGGCUGCAGACGGCCGCCCAAGCCCUCCCGCGCUGCAGCGUCUCCGGGCCGUGUUGCUGCGGCUGCUUCGCGAGCGGGAGCAGCUCCUCCAAGCCCGCGACUGCGCCCGCCACCUACAGGCGGCUGUGCGCCUCCUGAGGAUCCUGAGCCCCAGCGCGCCGGCCCCCGGGCCCUUGCCUCAGCUGUGCCGCGACCUGCUCCUGCACCCUUCCCGAGGGGCCGUCCUGCGAAUCGGCCCGCUGGAGACUCGCCUGCCGCUACUCCUGGCGCGGCCCGCCGGACUGGCCGCCCAGUGCCUGGAUGCUGCCAUCCAGAUGCAGCUUCGGGCUCUGGGUCGGGAGCCAGCCAGCCCCGGCUGGUCGUCCCAACUUGCCGACGUGCUGCUGGCGCUUCCCGCCUACCACCAGCUGCAGGGAAAAGCCUUGAGCCCCGUCCCAGGGGCUGCGCGCCCUUUCCCGCCUUCCCGUGUGCUCCGCCUCCUGACGGGGGAGCGGGGUUGCCAGGUGGCAGGGCAGCUAGAUGAGGCGCUCAAGGGAUCAGGCUUGCGGGAUCAGCUCCGCAGUCGGUGCCAAGAGGAGCGGGAGCUGCUGCCCGGGCUGCUGAGGCUGCUGGGGGGCGUGACGGAUCCAGACAACAGCAGACUGGGGCUUGGAGGGGCUGGAGCCCUGUGGAGCCAGUACUGGACCCUGCUGUGGGCAGCUUGUGCUCAGAGUCUGGACCUAAGUCUAGGACCCUGGAGGGACCGCAGGACAGUGGUACAACAGCUGAGUCAGGCACUGGGUCAGGCAUCCCUGCCUCAGGAGUGUGAGAAGGAGUUGGCUUCUUUGUGUCGCAGCCUAUUUCAUCAGUCUCUUAUCUGGAGCUGGGACCAAGGCUUCUGCCAGGCCUUGGGAUCUGCUAGUGAAGAUCAGAGCAGCCCUACCUCAUCCUCUCAUACCGCUGAACUUUUGCAACAGCUCUUUCCUCCUCUCUUGGAUGCCCUUCGAGAACCCAGGUCAGGGCUGCUCUUCUGUCAGCCUCCAGGUCCUGCACUGUUUGCUCUGGGGCUCUGUACCCUGCAGACCACCUUGGUCUGGUUUUUGGGCAGAACUCAGCAGCAUCUGGCAGCAUGGGCCCCAGGUUCCUUCCUGCUUCUGAUCCAGAAGAACUUACCUCCUCUAUUGCAGGAGGCAGCAGCUCUGUCUAGACUGGCCUCAGAGGAAAGUUUGGCCCUUGAACUGGAGCAGCAGCUGGCCCUAGAGAUCCAGAAGCUAACUGCACAGAUCCAGCUCCUGCCUGAAGAAUCACUAAGUCUCUUUUUUCAAACAUGUCAUAAACAAGCCACACAGGGCUUUGAACUCUACAUGCCACGGGGUCGGUACUGGCGGCAUCGGCUCUCUCCUGAACUGCCCAGCAUUCCUAGUGAGUAUGCUGGGUUGGUGGUUCGUACUGUACUGGAGCCUGUGUUGCAAGGAUUGCAGGGAUUGCCACCCCAAGCCCAGGCCCCUGCCCUUGGCCAGGCACUGACAGCCAUCCUGGGUGCCUGGCUUGACCACAUCCUCACACAUGGGAUCCGGUUCAGCCUGCAGGGGGCGCUGCAGCUCAGACAAGACUUCGGAGUGGUCCGGGAGUUGCUGGAGGAGGAGCAGUGGGGCCUGUCCCCUGAACUUCGCCAGACUCUGCUCAUGCUCAACAUCUUCCAGAGGGUGGAUGGGGCCCUGCUGUGUCUAUUCCAGCAGCCCUUGCCCAAGCCUGAAGCCCAAAGGAGGCCUCCCUGUUGCUGUACAUGCAGUGAGAUCCAGACCAUGGAAUUGCCCAGCAGCAGCCUCAACAGCCUGGAAAGUUUGGAGCCCCCUCUUCGGCUUGGAGCACCCUCAGCCCAGACAGCUCAGCUACUAAGCACACUAUGGGGUGGGGGACCUAGCCCAGAGGCUUACCUGGUGGGAAAUCAGCAGGCCUGGCUUGCCCUGAGGCAGCACCAGCGCCGCCGUUGGCACUUGCCUUUUCCUUCCUGCCUGGGGACCAGUCCUGAAUCCUAAGGAUCCUGGGACCAGGAGCCAGAAAGAGCUAUCCAGAAGCCCAGACAUUUAGAACUGCCUAUUAAGCCUACAAUUGGGAGCUUGGAGGAAAGGAUACCUGAGAAACCACAAGCUACAUAGAGCCUGGACCUAGAAGUGAAGAAUCCGAGAUCCCUCCAGUGCCUGCAAUCCAGAGUAAAGGGCCAUACCUAGAGGUCAGCAUCCAUGGGAGGCUCAGGUCUAGUUCUCUGACAGUGAACACCUCUCAGGGCUAGGCCCUGGGAGAAGAACCAUCAGAUUGGAGCCCAGGGGGAAGGGAGAGAAAAAAAGCAAUACAAAACAGUGAGCCUGGGAUACCACUUCCUUUUAAGUCCCAGGAACCAGGUUGACCAUAAAGUUCUUCAGGAACCAGAGGUGGAACAGGCAUUUCUGCACUUGGAUCAGUCCGGAGAGAUGUAUUACCCUGUACUCCCCGACUCGUAACUCAGUCACUUAAAGAUGCUGGGCUAAAGGGACCUUAACGUUUAAACUUUGGUUACUCAGAGUUCAACGUGUCUAAUCUUCAGUUACCUGAGCA
Molecule: messenger RNA, 2857 nt
Organism: Nyctereutes procyonoides (raccoon dog)
Lineage: Eukaryota; Metazoa; Chordata; Mammalia; Carnivora; Canidae
Gene: CCDC142
Product: coiled-coil domain containing 142
Exons: 9
Coding region: 7-2301 (764 amino acids)
Source: RefSeq, a predicted model, not a curated record